Molecule: messenger RNA, 2121 nt
Organism: Verruconis gallopava
Lineage: Eukaryota; Fungi; Ascomycota; Dothideomycetes; Venturiales; Sympoventuriaceae
Exons: 1
Coding region: 216-1853 (545 amino acids)
Molecular function (GO): hydrolase activity, acting on carbon-nitrogen (but not peptide) bonds
Source: RefSeq, a predicted model, not a curated record
CAUCAUAGACAGCGCUCAAGAGAUUAUUCGCUAAAAAAACAAUAUCUGUGAUUGCAUCAUGAGAGCUAUGAGUUAGACAACAAAAACUGCCGUCCUUUCGCCAAGUUCUACCGGAUGACCGACAUCGGGCCUGGCAUAAUUAUUUCUCUGGUCAAACGCCAUGUCAGUUGCAAGGACGAUCUGAUUCAAUCAUAAAACGACCUCUUGAUCCUAUCAUGUCAAUGGCAAUGCAAGCUUCGACAACUUUGUUUACUAACGGAAGAGUUUUCAAUGCGGCACGGCAGAAGGGAGAGCCAUCAUUUUAUGACUGGAUGCUCGUGGAGGAUGGUAUCAUUAAGGAUAUAGGGCAUGAUUCCGACGCCAGAUUGAAUGACAUCAAACAGAAUGUUUCUCAAUACCAUGAUUUGUCAGCUAAAACAAUCCUUCCCGGUUUUAUUGACGGACAUCUUCACCUGUUGCUUCUCGGCCAAUCCUUACAGAAGCUCGAUCUCUGGGGCUGUCAGAAUUUUGCUGAUAUUCGUGGCCGAAUCAAAGAAUAUGCAGCCAAACACCCGAAUUUGCCCCGCAUCAUGUGCGGUGGCUGGAUGAACUUCAUGACAAAUGGUGAGGCCAAGGCCAGCAUGUUGGAUGAUCUGGAUGAAAGGCCAAUUUUCAUCGACUCACGGGAUUUGCAUUCUGUCUGGUGUAACACAGCUGCAUUAAAGGAAAUGGAUGUCGACUCCAUGGUUGUACCGCCAGGAGGUCUCGUUGAACGGGACGAACAAGGCAAACCGUCUGGAUUAAUUGGAGAAGCAUGUGUACUUACCCAUGUCUGGCCACAUCUUGCUCGGGUCGCUAGCAUGGAAGAGAAGACUGCAGCCCUGAAGGCCGCGAUCGAUGUGUACACCAGAGCAGGUUACACCGGUUUGACCGACAUGGCAAUGGAUAUCAACGCAUGGGACGCGAUCAUGACUCUCUUCAAAAAACAGCCAGAAACGCCGAUGCGAAUUUCGGCAUAUUGGUUUAUUGCCCCAACUGACGACAUCACGGAAGCAUUUAUAGAACUAGAGAAGGCGAUUCAAAUGACAAAAGAGUUUGACACCAGUAAAUCACCAAACGCACGUAUCUUAGGUAUCAAAUUGAUUCUGGAUGGCGUCAUCGAUGCAUGUAGAGCGGCAGUCAGCCAACCAUAUUCCAGCAACGGCGGGCUUCCUGAACCACUGUGGAAGCCGGAGGUAGUAGAAGCCAUAGUCAAGAAAGCUGAUGAGGCAGGAAUACAAUGUGCGAUCCAUGCAAUUGGAGAUCUUGCCAUCUCUAUAGCUAUAAAUGCAAUAGAGAAGUAUGGCACUCCGGGUCGACGGCAUCGAAUCGAGCAUCUCGAACUCUCUUCUCCAGAAGAUGCAAAGCGACUGGGUAAACUGGGAAUCAUCGCAUCAAUUCAGCCAGUGCAUUCAGAUCCUGCAAUCCUUCGAGCAUGGUCUCACAUUCUAGGUCCUGAACGCUUGAAACGAGCAUUUGCGUACAAGGAGUUUCAUGAUCACGGUGCCCCUCUAGCGAUUGGUACAGAUACACCCACCGCACCGCACUUGCCGUUCCCUAAUCUUUAUGUUGCCACAACAAGAAAGUCUGCCAAGGAGCCUGAGAAGAACGAUGAGCCUGUAAAUCCAAAUUUUGCGCUUGGCAUCUAUGAUGCAAUUGCAGGCGCAACCGCAGGUGUGGCUUACUCGACAUUCGCUGAUGACCGACUUGGCACCCUGAGACCUGGACAGUUGGCGGAUUUUGUUGUGGUUGACAUGGAUUUCGAGAAUCCGGACACCUUAGUCAACACAAGAGUGGAACAAACUUGGUUCGGUGGCCGCAAGGUGUUUGGCUAAUGCCUUGUAGUAGACUACACAAGCAUGAAGAUCGGUGGACGGAAUGUUGAAGCUUCCUUGACUAUUAUAAUCCAGAUGCAAUUGAUAGUGCAACGGUUCGAUUGGACAUAAAAAAUAAGGAAAGUCAAAACAGAACCACUAAGAAGUCGACCAAACUAGGUCUUCAUAGAUUCCAAGAUUGAAUAUACGCCGACAGAAGAAAAUUCGUCCAAAGUCUCUUUCCACACCUUUUCAAUCAGCUUUUCGCCGUCUGGGCCGUACAGUAAAG